GGGUUGGCUUUGCUUUUGCCUUGCCCAUAUGAUGCCCUAUCAAAAACUAUUAUGGAAGCCUCAUAGCUAACGAGCGCCUGCCGAUCUUUUUAUGGACCUAUCUUGAUAGGUUUUUUCGAUCUUUUUGACGACCAUGUCUGGAGAAACACUCGAGGAACGCGCUGAAAAGGACGCACUUGAUACCGCCGACGAACCUCUGAGCCAGAUAAGUGAUCAAGACUCCGAGUCAUAUAUUACAACUCGACUUGAGCUGUGGUCCUUUUAUCUCUAUUAUGUGGGGAAUAAUGGCUUAUCUGGUUUCAAUUUUGGACCGUCUCAGUUCCAAAAUUUACUUUUCUUGGCUGGCUAUGACCCCACCCAACCUGCUUGGACCUCCGCUUGCACUAGUGACUCAGGCUGUGUACUCCCUUAUCUUGGCCAAAUUCGAGACAUCAACUCAAUUGUGUUACUAACUAAUGGAAUCAGCUUUGCGAUACAGGCUGUUUUGUUAUUAACUAUCGGAGCCUGGGCAGAUUAUGGUCGGUGGAGACCCAAUAUUACCAUUGCUUUCACUCUGGUUGCUAUCGCUAUUUCUUUUGCCUGGCUAGGCGUUGAGGACCCUUCCCAAUGGCAGGCGGGUGUGGCCCUGUACAUUCUGGGCCUGAUCACUUACCAAGGUGCUUUAACUUUCUGGACAGCAGCAUUUCCUGGACUCGCCCGACAACUUCCCGAAGUAAAGAAAUCCGCAGAGCAAGCUGCAGAAGGAAAUAAGAGCAUCGAGGAACAUGCUGCAUACGAAUCCCUGGCUCGCAAUCGCGUGUCGAACAUAUCUUUCACUGUUUCCUCUGCUGGCGAAAUACUUGUACUCGCAGUCAUGGUAGGAAUUAUCAAAGGCCUCAAGGCUGGUGACAGCGUAGAAAACAAUACUAAGACAUUCAGUGUCCUUAUCGCAUUUUCUGGCGCUGUAUGGUUGAUCUGUGCAAUACCGUGGUUUAUCUUAGAAAAGCGCAGGCCCGGACUAGCACUGCCACCAGGCACUUCGUUCUUGACAAUUGGAUUCAAACAAACAUAUAUUGCGUUUCGCGAAUGUCUCAAACUCAAACAAACAUUUCUGUAUCUUAUCUUUUAUUUCCUCAUGGGCGACGUACUAAAUACCACCGUCACAGUUAUAGGGACAUUACAAAAUAGUAUUGUUUCAUACUCUACACUGCAAUUGACUCUUCUUCUGCUUGUUGGAAUAGUAGCGCAAGGUUUGGGGAUUUAUUUGUUUUGGAUUGUUCAGAAGAAAUGGAAGAUUUCUACCAAAGCGAUGCUUUCCUUCAAUGUGUUCUGGAUAUUGAUAUUGACGAUCUGGGGUCUUAUUGGAGUUCAUACCAAUAAGUUCGGAUUCAAACAUGUAUGGGAAAUAUGGUUAUACCAGGUCUUUUAUGGUUUAAUGGUUUGCCCCUGGUAUGCAUACAGCCAGACCAUGAUCAGUGAAGUCUCGCCUCUUGCACAAAUGUUCCUUUUCUUUGCUCUCUUCUCCGUCGUAGGUAAAACAUCUGCAUUCAUAGGGCCUUUGGUAUCUUCAGCAAUUAUAACGGCCGCCGACAAUAACAACAACAUGCCCUUCGCCUUUCUAUUUGGACUAGGCACCAUCAGUACCGUCUUCUUAUAUUUGGUGGACGUGAAGAAAAGCCGGAUUGAGUGCGAUGAUUUCGUAAAAGCUGAAGCGCGACGAGAAUUAUUUGAGAGUCCUUGAGAGACGGUGAACUAAAGAUAGAUGGAGUUUCUCCCCCCAAAUUUUACUUGUGGUCGCAUCA
This is a messenger RNA of Serpula lacrymans var. lacrymans S7.9, 1781 nucleotides long. RefSeq lists its product as uncharacterized. The record is from RefSeq and is a predicted model, not a curated record. Lineage: Eukaryota; Fungi; Basidiomycota; Agaricomycetes; Boletales; Serpulaceae. The transcript is spliced from 18 exons. The coding region runs from base 134 to 1720 and encodes 528 amino acids.